AUGAUGCUGGCAGAGACUUUCUUAACGACCUCCGUUUCCGAUGACAUCCUACGCAUACAGAAUUACACCCUGGUCAGACGCGACAGGCCAACUCAUGGCGGAGGCUUAGCAGCAUAUGUAAGAGAUCAUCUCCGAGCCCGAAUUGUGAAGGCUGACACCCAGGUGGAAAUGCUCAUGUUAGAGGUCAGUGGGCAGCGUUCCAAGGUUCUCCUUGGUGGUGUGUACCGUCCUCCAGGCACUCCUGUGCAAUUCUGGCAAGACUUGACGAAUGCACUAGACACUGUCAUCUCCACACUUCCCACAUCACCUCUGGUCCUUGUUGGAGACUUCAAUGUCGAUGUAAGCUCCCGCGACAGCCCCCAGCUAAACAGCUUGCUGCACCUGUGUAAUUCUUUCGACAUCAAGAACCAAGUGGACAGUCCUACCAGAAUUGGACCCCAAGGCAGCCAAACAACCCUGGAUCUCGCUCUGGUCGGAGACGAUCAUGUGAACUCUUGUGUCGUAGUACCUUGUACAAUCAGUGACCACUUCGCUCUGGCACUUGAUUUGCGACUCACAACGUCCUGCACACCGACCGUGCGACGUGGCCGUAACAUUGCAAGAAUUGAUAUGGGUCAAUUUGCACACCACCUUCUAAAUAGCGAUCUAGAGAACUUCUGCUUUGCGCGGACAGAAGAUGAAAUGUGGGAUAUGUGGCUGGAGAAACUUGUCGCGGCCUUGAACACUCAUGCUCCUAUCCGUCUACACCGCCCAAGAGCUCCUACCCGGAAAUCCUUCCCCUGGAAGACGCCAGCUCUACAUGACCUAGUCCAGCGACGUGACGCGGCCCAUCGACGGUGGAAAGCAUCACCUGCAGACCCGGCACUACGCAAUGUCUUCACUUCUGCCCGAGACGAAGCCAAGCGUAUGUCACGACAUCUCCGAGCCAUCUACUUUGGGGACCUUCUUGCUGCUAGUCAGGCCAACGCACGAAAAACCUGGCAGACCAUCAACUACCUCAGCGGUCGUAACAAGUCCUCAGUUCCACCAGCCGUCAGUGUCUCACAGCUCAGUGACCAAUUCAGCGGUGUUGUGUCAGACCCAACUAGACCACUACGUCUCUCAGCCCCAUUGGGUCCCACGAAGAAGGAAUGCCUCGAAGAAUUUGCUCCAGCAAGUGUGCAAGAGAUCGCUAAGCUGCUCUCCAACAUCGACGUGCGCAAAGCUGCAGGCAGCGACCAGGUUCCAGCUGCAAUCCUCAAACACUGUUCUCCUGUCCUUGCACCGUCCCUCACCAUACUAAUCAAUGCAUCUCUGGCUUCUGGUGUUGUUCCUGCAUCUCUGAAGAUUGCGGAUGUCCGUCCCCUCUUCAAGUCAGGCGACAAAGCUGUCGCUAAGAACUAUAGACCAAUAUCGUUAUUACCAAUAGUUUCCAAAGUCCUAGAACGGGUAGUCCACACGAGACUCUCUGCCCCAGCUGCCCAAAGGCCACAACGCCAGCCUCCCAAGCCGUACAGGCGACAGGAAUCGUCUCGCUGGCUGGCACCCAAGCUUCCAAAGAGCACCACCCGAUGUGCACUAACGGGUAAGCCAAGAGUCAAAGUGUUCUACGUUGGCAACGUGGACCCCGAAUGUGAUGCCAAAUCAAUUGCAGAGCAUUGUCAGGCACAGGAUGUACACAUCGUGCAGAGUGUUGUGUACACCUCGGAGCGCUUCCGAACAGGGUUUGCCAGGGUCACAGUGUUGGCGUCGGACGCCACCACCGUACAGGACAAAGCAUUUUGGCCGGACUCGCUCGGUUUUGCAGUUCGUGAAUGGCGCUUUGGUGCUGACGGCACAGCUCCAGCACUCACAUAA
Messenger RNA from Sycon ciliatum, 1836 nucleotides. RefSeq lists its product as uncharacterized. NCBI's taxonomy places the organism in Eukaryota, Metazoa, Porifera, Calcarea, Leucosolenida, Sycettidae. The record is from RefSeq and is a predicted model, not a curated record. Bases 1 to 1836 code for a protein of 611 amino acids. Gene Ontology annotation, molecular function: catalytic activity. The transcript has 2 exons.